GGUUCAGACCCAGUUUUGUGGCCAACAUGGACAGUCACAGAGUCCAGUCCUCCUACAGGAGGCGUUUCUGCCCCCAGGCCUCCAGCAGCAUGGUGGGGGUCCGCAUCGGAGGCCUCCCCGCCAGCCGCCUCUCCUGGCACGGGAGCCCCCGCGCCCUGGCCCGCUGCGGCCCCCCGCAGAGGAGCACCUUGCAGAGCCCCGCCGAGAGACUGGACUUCUCGGCCGACUCGCGGCUGAAGGCCCACUUCAAGGAGACGCGCAGCAACGAGAAGGUGGAGAUGAUGGGCCUCAACGACCGCUUCGCUAGCUUCAUCGAGAAGGUGCGCGUGCUGGAGCAGCAGAACAAAGUCCUGGCGGCCGAGCUGGCCCAGAUGAGGGGGAAGGAGCCCAGCAGGGUGGGCGACAUCUACCAGACCCAGCUGAGGGAGCUGCGGGGCCAGGUGGACGACCUCGGAGCCGACAAGGCCCGCCUGGAGAUCGAGAGGGACAACAUGGCGGCGGACGUGUCCACGCUCAAGCACAGGUUGCAAGAUGAGAUGGGCCUACGACAAGACGCAGAGAAUAACCUCAGCGUCUUCAGACAGGACGUGGAUGAAGCGUCUCUAAACCGAGUCCAGCUGGAGAGGAAGGUGGAAGCGCUGCAGGACGAGAUGGACUUCCUGAAGAAGAUUCACGAGGAGGAGCUCCGUGAUCUGCAGGAGCACGUCAUGACCCAGCAGCUUCACGUGGACCUGGAUCUCUCCAAACCUGACCUGACUGCUGCUCUCAGGGACAUCCGAGUUCAGUACGAGACCAUGGCCUCGUCCAACAUGCAAGACACGGAGGAAUGGUACCGCUCGAAGUUUGCCGACCUGACAGAUGCAGCCAACAGGAGCGCUGAGGCCCUGCGCCAGGCCAAGCAGGAGGCCCAUGAGUACCGGCGACAGGUCCAAGUGGUCACCUGUGACCUGGAGGCGCUCCGUGGGACAAACGAGUCCCUGGAACGUCAGCUGCGGGAGCUGGAGGAGCGUUUCUCCGUGGAGACGUCGGGCUACCAGGACACGGCCUGCCACCUGGAGGAGGAGGUGCGGGCCCUGAAGGAGGAGAUGGCCCGACACCUGCAGGAGUACCAGGAGCUCCUCAACGUCAAACUGGCCCUGGACAUCGAGAUCGCCACCUACAGGAAGCUGCUAGAAGGAGAGGAGAGCAGGAUCAUCAUACCGGUCCAGAGCUUUUCUAACCUGCACUUACGAGAUGCUCUCCUGGACAACAGAAGCCCGGACCUCCACACCAAGAGGAGCAUCCUGGUCAGGACCGUGGACACCAGAGACGGAGAGAUCAUUAAGGAUUCCACCACUGAGCAUUAAUAUGUCUGGUUCUCCAUGACAAUACCUUUUUUUAUGAUUAUUGUUACAAAAAAUACAAAUUUUGCGCUACAAUUUAUUAUUUUCUCUACCAUCAGAAAUUAGUUUGUUUGUUCCCCCAUCACCAUGAUGACAUUUAGCUCUCUCAUCACCAUAUUUUGUUGGAAUAAAAAAAUACAUUAAUUGAACAUGAGUAUAUCUGGUGAAUGUUCUAUAUUUUGUGUAUAUUCUUAGCAUAAAACGCAGAAUAUUCCAACUCAUUUGGGACUUUACUGAAGCUCUCGAAGGACACUUUAUUAGGUACCCUCAGUGUACAUUGUUUUUGUCAGUUCGUGUAAUGAUGACCACGUCCAACUGUGGGUGUGCCUAAUAGAGUGGCCGGUGAGUGUGCACGCGGCCCUGGCGUGGCGUCACGUGGAUGUAUUUGAAAGCUGACGUGACCUUUGCCCUCCAGUGAGCAGCAAGCACGAAAGUCGUAAUCUGACACAACAGAGAACGGGGGAAGGGGUCCUCAUCCCCAUCCUCAGUGUGAAGGCCACUAAAGAGAGCGCAGCUCCGUGGAGGCUGUUGCUGUCGCCACGGUUACACUGUUUGACUGGCUUCCCAUGCCCCCCCAUCCGCCAUCCCCCCUUCCCUCCACACCACACCCCUCCUCUCUGAAUCCUCGAGACACUCGACGUCUAUUUGAGUCUGGUGACAGCAAACCAAAAAACGUGUCAAGUGAACAGACGCUCCUUAUUUUAUCUUACAAUCUCUUUACGACAAUAAAAGAAUCAAACAUUUACUUUGAAACGUUGGAUCAUUUUAUCCAUUUGAUUUGAUAGCAGAAUAAGUUUUAAUGUUGUAAAAUACCAUGUUGGCAAAAUGAACAAAAACCCAAGAAAAAGCUACAAUUUUACCUGUAUAAUAUUAUUAAUAA
Messenger RNA from Entelurus aequoreus (snake pipefish), 2262 nucleotides. It is a transcript of the gene gfap, whose product is annotated as glial fibrillary acidic protein. The transcript is spliced from 9 exons. Gene Ontology annotation, molecular function: structural constituent of cytoskeleton. Gene Ontology annotation, biological process: intermediate filament organization; regulation of chaperone-mediated autophagy. Bases 27 to 1346 code for a protein of 439 amino acids. NCBI's taxonomy places the organism in Eukaryota, Metazoa, Chordata, Actinopteri, Syngnathiformes, Syngnathidae. The record is from RefSeq and is a predicted model, not a curated record. Gene Ontology annotation, cellular component: cell projection; intermediate filament; cytoplasm.